AUGAAGACCGCACCCGCAGCCCUUUUCGCCCUCGCCUGGACCACCGUCCAUGGACGGCCGGUGUCAGAUCCCGAAAUUGAGAUUCGUGAUAUUGUCAACAAUAAUCAGACAGCCGUCGAAUCAAACAUGGCGACGCAGAACCUCAACCCAUUCCUCGGCGAGGACCUGGACUCCACGGCAAACUCCAACCCUAAGCCCAAGAACCAGAUAUAUCCCAAGAGAUCAGAGAAAGAUGCGCCAUACUCGUUGUCCGAGGAAGAGCUCCGCAGCAAGAUCUACAUCCCAAAGACAUUUUCAGCUACAUCCAACAAGCAGCCCGUGAUUCUCAUUCCCGGCACCGCGGCGAUGGCCGGGUCGACCUUCCGCGCCAACCUCGGACCCCUUCUUACCAAGUCCGACUUCGCGGAUCCUCUCUGGGUCAACAUCCCCCAGGCCUCGCUGGGUGACGCGCAGGUGAACUCGGAGUACGUCGCUUACGCCAUGAACUACGUCCAAGACAUGACCGGGAAGAAGGCCGCGGUGGCUGCCUGGAGUCAGGGAAACCUCAACGCGCAAUGGGCUCUGAAGUACUGGCCCAGCACCAGAGAUGCGGUGACCGAUCUCGUGUCCUUUUCUCCCGAUUUCCACGGAACUACUGAGGCAUUCCUGGCCUGUAAUACGGCUGCUGCGGUCAUCGGAUGUACUCCUUCUGUGUAUCAACAAAAGUACGACUCGAAAUUCGUCACAACCCUGCGCGCGAACGGGGGUGAUAGUGCAUAUGUCCCAACCACAUCCAUCUUCAGCGCCACCGACGAGAUCGUCCAACCCCAGUCCGGACCCAAGGCCUCCGCCAUCCUGAAAGACGGCAACGGCGUCCAAACCACCAACGUCGAGGUCCAGCAGGCGUGCCCUGGGACACCGGCCGGUACACAGGUCACCCACGAAGGCAUGCUGUACAACUCGCUGGCCUUCGCGCUCAUGAGGGACGCGCUGACCAACGAGGGUCCGGCGAAGCUCGAGAGAAUCGAUAAGAGCGUAUGCAAAGACCCCGCCGCGGGCAAGAUGGACAAGGCGGAGAUUUCUGCCACGGAGGCGGUGCUCGGCGAGGCCGGGGCGAACGUCUUGAAGUAUAAGAAGAAGGUCACGCAGGAGCCCGCGAUCAAAUCAUAUGCCUAG
Molecule: messenger RNA, 1155 nt
Organism: Colletotrichum karsti
Lineage: Eukaryota; Fungi; Ascomycota; Sordariomycetes; Glomerellales; Glomerellaceae
Exons: 2
Coding region: 1-1155 (384 amino acids)
Source: RefSeq, a predicted model, not a curated record